Epithele typhae is the source of this 2799-nucleotide messenger RNA. RefSeq lists its product as uncharacterized. Gene Ontology annotation, molecular function: protein kinase activity. The record is from RefSeq and is a predicted model, not a curated record. Lineage: Eukaryota; Fungi; Basidiomycota; Agaricomycetes; Polyporales; Epitheliaceae. The transcript is spliced from 4 exons. Bases 1 to 2799 code for a protein of 932 amino acids. Gene Ontology annotation, biological process: protein phosphorylation.
AUGAUGGAGGACUGCAACGACACCACCAUUACGAUACCCUCUCUUCAAUUCCUCUCCCGUUAUCUCAGCCCCGCAGACGCGGACGGUUUCAACGCUGCCUUUCCAAAGGACAAGGUCGCCGAGAUCCAUGCCACGUUCAAAGCCCUCAUGAAGACUCCCAAAGACCCGCUUCCCAAGGAGUCGGAACUCAGCAAAACUUGGGUAAGUGGCUGGUAUCUAUGUGGCCUAAAGGGGUCACGACUCACCGACACCUCUCCCCAGCGCGACAUCGACAAAAAUAUCGCGCGGUUAUGCGACGAGGACCAUUUCUUCCACCUCUCUGAGUCGAAGGCAGACCGAGACGACGAUGGCAAGAACAAGAUCGACGCGAGCUUCCUUCCGAAGAACCUCAUGGAGUGGUACGAGAAGGAUUCCGCCAACUUCGCCAUCCAGACCAUGUCGAUCGAGUUCAAGCGCGGUGGUUCGAAAAAUGAUCCCUUCGACGAUCGCGAGGACUGUGACAACGAGUCUAUCGCGUUGUCGCGCAAGUUGGUCCGAGGUCAGCUCAUGGCCUAUUCCGCCCGCCUCUUCAAUACACAGCAUCGCAAGUGGCACUUCCAGCUCCUCGUCAACGGUCGCGAGUUCCGCUUUCUCCGAUGGGACCACUCUGGCGUGAUCGUCACUGAAGCAGAAGACUACGUUACCACCUUGGAGGACACCGAGCAUCUGCUCAAGAUGCUGUACGGGUUCUCGAGGCUCGACCGCAGCGGCAAGGGCUACGACGAUACCGUCGAGGAACUGUCCAACACCUCCGUCGGAUGGUCGCGCAUGGACCAACUAUCCGAUCCCCACCCCGACGACGUCAAGCCGAACACGCGCGAGGCUAGCACCAAGUAUCCGAUCGCCGCCGAGUUCCAUCCAGACAUCGCAAAGGAGCGCGUCGACAAAUGGUUGAGAGACAAGGUCUUCCACGCCGACCCCAGGUGCAAAGACCACAGGACGAAGAUGCCGCCGGAGACCCACAUGCCCGACUUGCGCUACCUCCCCACUUUCGACUACAUUCGCAAGAAGUUCAAGAACUCGAUCGCGGCUGGCAAUCGUCGUUACAUCGUCAAGAUUGACGGCAGGAUAUUCCUCAUAGGCUCUCCGGUCUUCGUCGCGUUCGGUGUGGUGGGACGUGGCACUCGCGGGUUCAUAGCUCUCGAGUGGUUGACGCAGCGCUUCGUCUUCAUCAAGGAUACCUGGCGCCCCUUCUACGUUGGCCUGCCGAGCGAAGGCGACAUGCUCAACAAGCUCAACGAAGGCUCCGUCCGCAACGUCCCCACCCUGGUUUGUUACGAGGACGUCCCCGGCCACGAGACGGAGACGUCGCAUUACUCUCCGGUCACUGGCGGCAACCGGCGCACGGUUGACCUCAAUAUGCGUAGGCCACGCCCGGUGGUCCCCGAUGACGCGCAGGCUGCAUCCACACAGAAGAAACGCGGCACCGCCCCGCGCGCGGCCCGACCCCUUCCCUCCACCCCUCGCCGCCGACAGCCCGCGUCCGCCGAGACACCUACGAAGAGCGCGUACGCCGAAAAGCAUGCCAAGAAAGCGAAAGAAGUGAAGUCCAAGUUCAUCCAGGGCACAAGAUUGCGCCAUAUGGUGCACCAUCGCGUGGUCGUCGAGGAGGUCUGCAAGGAUUCGAUCGCAUUCACCUCGGGACAUCAGUGGGCGAGGACGAUCCUUCAAACCCUCUACGCUCACAAAGACGCGGUCGAGCAUUGCGACAUCAUGCAUCGCGACGUCAGCACCGGCAACAUCCUCAUCUAUCCCGUGAUCCUAUGGGGACCAGAGAAGAAAGCGCGAGGGGUCAGAAUGACGGGUUUGCUCACCGACUGGGAACUCGCCAAGGACACGAAGAUCGAGCACGCGCGCCAGCUCGCACGGACGGGGACCUGGCAAUUCAUCCCAGUCCGUUGCCUGCUGGACCCGCGGUCCCCGAUAAAGGUUGCAGACGAACUCGAAUCCUUCUUCCACGUGUUCCUCUACAACUCGGUCCGCCUCGUCCCUAGCAAUCUGCUCAAUGUUCAGCAUUUCGUAUGGUCUUACUUCGAUGCACGUGACCCGCACCCAACGAAGAAGGACGAAACCAGCGUUUCAGACAAGAAGCACGCUGCCAUUGUCGAGGGCAAAAUCACUACGAGCGUAGUGGAAGAACUCGCAUUCAAGUCUCCCGAACCUGAUACUCCCCAUCCUUUCAACGCACUCAUUGCUGAACUCUUGAAGUACUUCAAAUCCCGAUAUGCCGUUCGCCGUUGGACCGAGCGGGAGGCCCUGAACGUCGCGCUCAAGACUACCGACGCGAAGAAAGCCGCCAAGCCGCCGGCGCUGCCUGCGGUUCGCGUAAACCCCGAGUUUUGGGACAUAGACGAUGAUGAGCCUUCAGCCUCCGGUAGCACCGAGAAUGGGGAUUCCUCCCAGUCCGGCACCAUCACGUUCUCCGACGGCCCAGGCGCUCCGGGAAAGGAAGACCGCGCCCGUUCCGCUGCGCUUGACAAGCACGACACGAUCAUCGGCAUCUUCGAGCGCGUUGUCAUGCAGCGCGGGGUGAAGGAGGAGGACAAGGUGAUGUGGCCCAGUUUGAACGACCUGAUGGAGGAGGACGCGCUUGCGCAGUACGUACCGCCGGCUCGUCCGCGGAGAUCGAAGAGGGUUAGGACGGACCUGCUCCCUCCGGUCGCUGCUUGGACGAUGUCGACUGAAGACGAUGAGGUUGAUGACUCGCCGACGACCCGCGGUCGGAGAACCCGUGCUCCGCAGACCAUUACGCUGGGGUAG